Messenger RNA from Saccostrea echinata, 540 nucleotides. RefSeq lists its product as uncharacterized. The annotation marks the transcript as partial. Gene Ontology annotation, molecular function: metalloendopeptidase activity; zinc ion binding. The transcript is spliced from 4 exons. Lineage: Eukaryota; Metazoa; Mollusca; Bivalvia; Ostreida; Ostreidae. The record is from RefSeq and is a predicted model, not a curated record.
CCACCAGAAACGGCGGAGGAAUAUGUUACUCUACAACGACAAAACUACUUUAUUGGACACGAUGCAUCCCAUCUCAUUUCCUUCGAGCGAUGUACCAGGAAUUCGCUUCCUGUAUUGAGAACCAAGUUUUCAAAAGUCAGAAUAAAUAUUGAGUCGAUGGGCAUUAUGCAGGACGACUUCACUUUUGCAACCACAACAGGAAAUAGUAGCAAAGAAAGGAAUGUGCCAUUCGGUACUUGCAGCGACUGUACAGCUGAAGCAUGGUGGGAAAAACGUUGGGGACCUUGUGAACUUGAAGGCACAUUUCAAAUUGAUUUACAUGACACAGGAUUAUCUAUAGCGAAAUCGGUUGGAUGGGUCAACGAUAGCGGAGAUUGGUUUAGUGAAAUUCGACAAUUCAGUCGAUCGGCCGACUCUACAAAAGUAAGCUGUCUUGUGAUUGGCUGGUGUGGAAACUGCAUUCCAAACGACACCAUUACACUUGAACCUCUUUACGGAGCAGAGACAAGUGGCACAGCACAGAGAGUAAUUUGUGACUGA